Messenger RNA from Coniophora puteana RWD-64-598 SS2, 1254 nucleotides. RefSeq names its product DER1-domain-containing protein. Gene Ontology annotation, biological process: endoplasmic reticulum unfolded protein response. Gene Ontology annotation, cellular component: Hrd1p ubiquitin ligase ERAD-L complex; endoplasmic reticulum membrane. Gene Ontology annotation, molecular function: misfolded protein binding; ubiquitin-specific protease binding. The transcript has 5 exons. Bases 329 to 1090 code for a protein of 253 amino acids. NCBI's taxonomy places the organism in Eukaryota, Fungi, Basidiomycota, Agaricomycetes, Boletales, Coniophoraceae. The record is from RefSeq and is a predicted model, not a curated record.
GCUGCUUUCUGUUCGUGAGGCAAUUUCUCCAUCAUGGCUCGACGGGAGAGAAAACUGGAAGCAACUUACCUCCUGGCUUUGUUGCUUUAAGUUCCGGUACCACGCGCAUGCACAGAAACCCCAUCAUCACCGUGUCCAACAACCAUCGGACGCGAAGGUAGUGGCCGCUUGGCAGUGACUCGAGGUGAUCCCGUUCCUAUGUCAUGGGAAGCUGACCCACUUCCCGCUGGGCGCUACAUAUACAGCAUGUUUCUAUUAUAAGAGCCGAGGGCGUCUGUGUCGCUGUGCAGAGUCUGCUUCUCCUCGUUCUCGUCGCCCACCGUUGACCAUGCCUAGGACAAUCGCAGAAGAGAUACGGCGUAUCCCGCCGGUGACGCGUUUCUUAUGCGCGUCGUACUGCGUUACGAGUCUCGCGGUUCUUCUCGGCGUUGUCUCUCCCUGGAGGAUUGUGUUCUCACGGAAGGCCGCGCAGGCUCUUGAGGUCUGGCGACCAUUUACGACCUUCUUCUAUGGACCUGGCGGUCUGCCUCUUAUCUUUGAGCUCUUCAUGCUUUAUCACCACUCGCUCUCUCUUGAGACGAACCAAUAUGACCGUCGCUCCUCCGACUACUCGUGGCAGCUGCUGUUCGUUUGCGCGUCUAUCCUAAUCAUCAACCUCCCCCUCAACCCCCACAUCCACGAACACGCCCUCGUCCACGCCCUAGUCUACCUCGACUGCACAUUCGCCCCUUCCUCCGCCCAGACCUCCCUCUUCGGGCUCGUCACCUUCCGCACGAACUAUUACCCCUACGUCCUCCUCGCGCUCGACAUCCUCGUCGGCGGGCGCGCCUACGCCGCGCUCGGCGCAAGCGGCAUGGUCGUCGGGCACCUGUGGUGGUGGCUCGUGUGGGGUUGCUCGGGCGCAGGCGGUGUGGAGCGGGGUGUGCUCGCGGGGGCGGCGGCGCAUGCGCCUGGGAGGGUGAGGGAGUGGUUCGGGGAUAAGGCGAGGCCGCGGGUGUCGAAGGUCGGGCGAGGGGUUACAGUGUUUGCGCCGGGCGGGGAAGGGGAUAGCUAUAGGUGGGGGAGGGGCAAGAGGCUGGGAGAGCAGUAGACGCAGUGAGGGAGAGUUGACACAGUAUUUGGGGUUUCUGGGUGCGUUCGCGUUUCAGCGGACCUGGAAUGAGAUUCGAUUGAAAGAGCACCAGUGGUAUUCGAACAUAAUUAAGACAUUUGUCAGUCCUUGCAAUAGUAUCUACGUGUACAACCACAAUUUGC